AUGAGUGAAGUCGAAGCAAGUGCGAUACCCGAGGUCUUUGAAUCUCGCAAGCGUAAAAUUCUUGCAGGACUCUCCGUCCCCGAUGCAGAGUACACAGACCUCUCGCCCAAAGGGUCUGUCGAUGAGGGUAUUCGGGACCUCAUCCAUGAAAUUAAUACUCACCCAGGCUUGGUUACCACUAGUAGCUGCGCGGGGCGUAUCAGUGUGUUCCUGGAGGGACGGAAGAAGCAGCCGAAGCCGCACGACGAGCAAGGAAGACAGUUUGUAGCCUCGGGGGGUAAAGGUGCUGGAAAAUGGCUUAACAGUUCUGAAAGAGGCGAUCAUCAAGGGAAGUCGUUGCAUGAGUUGUUUGGAAUGGUCCCUGGAGAUGGCAAACCCCCCGGGCUGAACAAACAAGGAAAAGCCCCGCGUCUCGUGCGCUUCCAUUUCGAGCCUCUGGUACGUUAG
Aspergillus oryzae RIB40 is the source of this 447-nucleotide messenger RNA. Its product is annotated as tRNA wybutosine-synthesizing 3 family protein. Bases 1 to 447 code for a protein of 148 amino acids. The record is from RefSeq and is a predicted model, not a curated record. Lineage: Eukaryota; Fungi; Ascomycota; Eurotiomycetes; Eurotiales; Aspergillaceae. The transcript is spliced from 2 exons.